This is a messenger RNA of Oryzias melastigma (Indian medaka), 1165 nucleotides long. Its product is annotated as methyltransferase-like protein 7A. Lineage: Eukaryota; Metazoa; Chordata; Actinopteri; Beloniformes; Adrianichthyidae. The transcript has 2 exons. The record is from RefSeq and is a predicted model, not a curated record. Gene Ontology annotation, molecular function: S-adenosylmethionine-dependent methyltransferase activity. Bases 154 to 879 code for a protein of 241 amino acids.
GUCCAUCAGGGGCGACACUUUACGCCCACUUUCAGUCUCUGCAGCCUGUUGGGGGCAGUAAUGAGCCAAGGGUCAUUGACAACCGUAAGAAAUAACAAAUAGACGCGGAAGAACGCAGGAGAGGCGUCAGAUCGCCAGAUCCAGGAGCUGGAGAUGAGUUGGAUGAAGUUCUGGACGGCGGUGGUCAGCGCGCUGUGUCUGCCGCUGCACCUGAUCCGGGCGGCUGGUCUGUAUGAGGGAUACAAACGCAUCUUCCCCAUGUGGCUCAGCCGCUUCACGGCCGCCUACAACAAGAUCAUGCAGGAGGAGAAGCAGCAGCUGUUCCGCAGCCUGUCGGAGUUCGCUCCGGCCCGCGGGCCGCUCACCAUCCUGGAGGUCGGCUGCGGUACCGGGGCGAACUUCCAGUUCUACCCGGCGGGCUGCAGGGUGAUCUGCACGGACCCGAACCCGCACUUCCAGAAGUACCUGAAGAGCAGCAUGGAGAAGAACCACCACCUGACCUACGAGAAGUUCGCGGUGGCUUCUGGGGAGGACCUGCGCGCAGUCGCAGACGAGUCCGUGGACGUGGUGGUGUGCACGCUCGUGCUCUGCUCUGUCGCAGACAUGGCGCAAACGCUGCGGGAGGCGCUCAGAGUUCUGCGCCAUGGGGGGGCCUUCUUCUUCCUGGAGCACGUGGUUGCCGACCCCUCCAGCUGGACCUACUUCCUCCAGCACGUCAUCCAGCCUGCCUGGUACUACUUCGGGGAUGGGUGCGAGGUCACGCGGGAGACCUGGAAGUACCUGGAGAACGCCGGAUUCUCCGACCUCAAGCUGAGACACAUCGAGGCGCCCAUCGCCCGCGUCGUUAAAGCGCAUGUCGUAGGCUACGGCAUCAAAUGAGUUUUGGAAAAAACCCGGAUAAAUAAACUUCACCCAACAGUAGCCGGGACGGGGCUCCGGUGACCCCAUGACCCUGAAAGGGAUACAGCCAGUCAAAAACUGGAUGGAUGGAGCUUUUUAAUAACUUCUUCAUUAAUUUCAUUUGAAUAUGAGACAUAUAUUGAGAAAAGCGAGACCCAAGAAUACUUUUAUUGAAUAUCUAACAGGUUUUCUAAAGCAGAGAAUUGACAAUCUAACACUAAAGAAUGUAAUAAAACAAAAAACAGCUUUAAGAAGUUAAAUAAAA